AUGCCCGCGCAGCGCAAGGCGCUGAAGAAGUUCGGCAAGAAGAAGAAGAGCGUCGUGGCCACGCCUGCAUCCCCAGCCGCCCCCGCUGCGCUGGACUCCUUGUUCGCAGAUCAGCCGGCCAAAAAAACGAAGUACACCGCGCCCGAGAGAGUUGGCAAGGGCCAGUCCGUGGCCUCGAGCAGCUGCACGAAGGAGCCGCAUCCCGCGGCACCUUGUGGCAAGACGGCGCCUGUCGGCAAGCCGCUGGACGCGCGGGGCAUGUUCCAGAUUUUCAAGAAGGUCGCCGAGGCCAUCCCGGGCACCCUCGUCGACGGCAAGCUGCCCGAGACGAAGGAUGCGAAGACCUUCCUGCAGAAGUUCAGGCAGCACCUGCAAAUCGACUUCAGCGAGAUGCAGGCCUUAGGUCACGCGGGGCUGGAGUGGGCCAUCAGGCAGAUGGAGGGCCUCCCGGUCGACGAGGACACCGGCAUCGUCGAGCGCCAGGUCUUGGCAGCGAUCGGCAACGUCAAGCCGACCGCGCAGGAUGCCUCGCAGCAGCCCGCGACCCCUGUCGGCGGCGAGGUGGCCGCGACCCCUGUCGGCGGCGAGGUGGUCAUCGCGAAGCUGGACGCCGACGACAACGCCAGCGUCAAGAGCGGCUCGGGCGCGGGCGGCGUGGAGCGCGCGGUGCUGAACUCGGUCACCUGCCCGGCGGCGUGGGCGACGUUCAGCCGCGCUGCCAAGAACCGCAAGAAGUGGCCAGUGCAGCUGGCGCCAGAGAUCAAGUCGGACAAGCAGUCGUUGUUCGAGCUGUGGCUGUCCUGCAACAGGGACUUAGACAAGCUGGCGGAGGUCGUCAUCGAGAAGCGCAUCGAGAAGGAGACGGAGAACGACAGCGAGUGGCAGUACCGCAAGAGGCGCGACAUCAUGCCGAUGUACGGCGACUGUGCUGAGAAAGUAGACAAAGUGCUCAAUGGGUGCACCUGGGUCCCGGACGAGGCGCUGCCGGAUGACCCGGAGGAGCGCUGGCACAGGGCGCGGGUCAAGGUGGCGCACAGCCGCCGCGAGCGCACCGUGGAGGCCUUCUCCGCGAAGGGCACCGCCUCCGUGGACGACGCCGUGGCGCAGCACCUCACGGGGGAGGGGGGCGCGCUCGGGGGCGGCCUCUCGGCAGAGAUGACCAAAUUUCUCGUGGACGCAGGGCGGGCUGAAGGCACGAAGGUUUCGAGGGCGAAACCGAGGGAGGCGGCGGACCCGGCAGCUGCGCAGACGGUGGAGGAAGACCCCCUCGACAGCCUCAAAUCGAUGAUGCCGCAGCUCCUCCAGCAGGCGUCGAAGUCCAGGGAGUACUCAGCCUCGGUGGUGCACCACGAGCACGGGCAGACGAUGGCCAGCAGCAUGAGAUCCCACUCCAAUACCAUGGAGAACCUGUACGCUCAGUGCGCCCAGAAGGUGAAGAACGCCACUCUACAGCGGACAGACUCGGCCCUGCUGGAUAACUGCCGUCAGAAGUUGUCCUGGCUCACAGCCAACAAGCCCUUGGCCGCCAAGAUGCAGAGCGAAGUGAUGGGCAAGCAGCCAAAGGCGAACCCGGCCGCCAAGUCCAAGGCGAGGGCGAAGGCCACCCCGAGGGCCCGCUUCGAUGAGUCCGUCGACGACCCGUUCGCCCACGCCGUGCUCGAGCGGGUCGGCCGCGGACAGCUAUGGUGGCACGACGCAGUUGACAUGGCCGCCGCCGCAGAGGCGAGCGGCGCCACAGGCCCCGGAGUAGAGUGGAUGGCGUCGCUCGCCAAGCGAGACCCAUCCAAUGCAGAUCGAGAUAUGGACAGGCGGGUUUGGGUCCCACUGCGUGAGCCGGGCAAGAAAAAGAUGAAGCUCACGGAGAUAUUCGUUUUGCCGCCGUCGAGGCUCAUCAAAUACAUAUGGGAGAGAGGGCCGGAGAGGUUCGGCGACGCCGUGCUGGGGAAGGACGGCAAGGCUGGAUUUCAGCGCUUCUGGGACGUCGUUACGGAGUGGGAGCCUUAUCGGGAUCACGCUGUGCUGAAAGAUUUGGACCCUGCCAUGCGCUGCAAGAUGAUACCUUUGCUCUUGUUUGUCGACGGUUAUGACGUGCAUCGUCGCAGUGAAUAUUACGCGUGGUUGUGCGGAUACAUGGCGUGCUUUGCCGGUGCCAAAGCAGACUUGAAGGCUCGCCGGGAAUCCAACUUUUUCACGAGAUCUUGGCAGCACACUUUGAUUUGCGACCGGUGCGGCGCGCAGAACGUGAACCACGUGAAGUCAGACCCCGCAAUGUGGUUCACCAACUUUAGCGACAACGCGCCGCACCGCGACACUAUGGUGAAACACCAUGAGUAUAUGGCAGAAGUUUCAGCUAGACCUGGCGCGGCCUCACCGUUGAGCCAGAUUCCUGGGUGGCGCAUCGAACUCAACAUGUUCGAUGACGCUCACAAUCUGUUCCUGGGCACCUGUCGCGAUAUACUGCCGUCGGCUCUGGUCGAUCUCAUCCAAGAGGGAUUGUUGGGGCCUGGGCGCCCCGACGACUUGCUGCUAGAUCUGUGGGAGAGAGUGUUCACGUGGCUCGCGAAGAUCGUGUCUGAGCAGUUCGUGCGCCCGGAGCCCCCCGAGCUCCCUGAAGGGCCGCCUGCGGUCCGCUCCGACGCGACGCGGGUCGCCGGCCGGGGCCGCGCCUCCGAGUCGACUCGGUGCACCGGCAGCGGCCGGAGCCAGGGAGUCAUGGGCCGCUGCUUCCACCAUCACUACCACAGGCUCGCCUCCCGCGGGCUGGUCGCCGGCGUCGCCGGGCUCCUGGGGGCCGCCGCCGCCUCGGCCGCGGUCUCCUGGCAGGCGAGCGCGAGGUAUUCCGAGACGCACGUGCCAGUCUAUUCCGCGUCCGGCGAGAUCAGAGGCAUGUGGGUGCUGCACGCAGGGCUGGCGUGCGAGGUUGGCCGGGGCGCCGCGGCGCCCCCGAGGUCGGCGCCGGAGGCCGUGCGGCUGGGCCUGGGGGGCUGCUGGGCGCUCUGCGAAGCGCAGGCGGGUUGCGAGGGCGUGGCGCGCGCCCACGGCUCCAGCCAGGGCGAGUGCGGGCUGCGCUGGAGGGUGGACACCGAGCGGUGCGCGGAGAACGCCUCGCGGGACUUCUGGCACCUCGUGCGCCGCGGCCGCGGUGCAGGCGCCCAGCACGACCUCCUAGACGGCCUGCCAGCCGAGCCGCGGCGGCACGGCAGGCCGAGACCGCCCGGCGACCCCGCCUGGGGCCCGACGGUGAGGCCGGGCGUGCCCGACCUGCCGGACGUGGUCUUCGACGACAGCGAGGACGCGGGCGCCGCCGCGGCAGAGGCCGCUGGGGAGAUAGAGUGGAACCUGCACCCGGGCGUGCUGUGCAAGCCCUCCGACGAGUCCCUCGACCGGGAGCUCGACGGGAGCGUCAUGCAGUGCCGCGAGGCGUGCCUGGAGGAGCCCCGCUGCGAGGCGAUGCAGACGCUCCGCGGGAGGAUGUUCGGGAAGUGCAGGCUGCUAGGCGGCUUGGACAUGAAGAUGUGCACCCACGAGCCCGGGUUCGACCUGUGGCAGCAGGUGGGCAAGGGGCAGGGUAACAUUUGGGAGUUCAGGCCCGUGGACGGCGGGAAGGGCCGCGAGUGCCAGGGCGAGGGCGCCGAGUCCGGGAACGGGUCCAGCGGCUUCAAGCUCUACGCAGGCUGCACCGCCCCCCUUGAAAGCGGGGGCCGAGAGGGGCUUCGUGUUCAGAGGGGGAAAAGUGUUACCAAUUCCGCUACCCUUGCCUCGCCUUUGCCUUUUCGGGCCUCCUGGGAGGCCCUUGUCGCAACGGCUGGAUUCGCUUCGAAACUCUGGUCGGAACGCAUUCUGGGAGAGGACGGGGGAGUAGUUGGAAUACACUGCCCUUCUGUUGCGAGGUAGUUGUAUAGGAGGGG
Molecule: messenger RNA, 3908 nt
Organism: Prorocentrum cordatum
Lineage: Eukaryota; Dinophyceae; Prorocentrales; Prorocentraceae
Source: the annotation of a GenBank genome assembly